Molecule: messenger RNA, 1838 nt
Organism: Sipha flava (yellow sugarcane aphid)
Lineage: Eukaryota; Metazoa; Arthropoda; Insecta; Hemiptera; Aphididae
Product: dynein assembly factor 4, axonemal-like
Biological process (GO): outer dynein arm assembly; cilium movement; inner dynein arm assembly
Molecular function (GO): protein binding
Source: RefSeq, a predicted model, not a curated record
ACUACUAUUCAUCAAAGAAUUGUGUUUGUUUAGCUGUAUGUUCUUAAUGAAAAUCAAUACGCUUUAAUUUAAUUCAAAAUCAUGCCGAUUGUAUUGAAAGAGAAAGAUAUUUCUUGGUGGCAAAUCGAGUGUAAAGUAUUUUUACAAAUUCAAAUUCCAUACGUGUCUCAAAAAAAUUCGGAUAUUUUAACAUCUAAUAAAUAUAUAAAAAUUAGUUGUUUAUCACAUAUUUUCGAAGCUGUUCUUUGGGAUGAAAUUGAUGAAGAACGCAGUAAGUGUAUGUUUAAUGAUGGUUGUGUUUUAUUUGAGCUUCUUAAAAAAAAUAUUAUACAUUGGGAAUAUUUGACAUUACAAACAUCAAAAGAAGAACUAAAAAAGUUAAAAAGUGAGAUAUUGAAUUGGAUAAUAGAAGAACGACAAAAAAAAAUCUCAACAAAAAAUUGGUAAAGAAUUGCAAGAUCUGAACGAGAUCGAUUAGCUGUUAAGGAACAAAUAAAAUACGAAAACAAAGAGCAUCAACUUAUUCAAAGUAUUCGUGACGAAGAGAAAAAAAAAGUACUAAACGAAUUGUAUACGUGGAAAUCAACACCAAUAAUUAAUCACAAAGAAAAUACAAAAAAAGAAAACACGAAUAAGAACAAUGAUAUAUUCUCAAAUAAUGAAACUAUUAAAAUCUACGAGAUUGAAAAUGAACUGGCCGAGAGUGAAUUACCAACUCCUAGAAAAUUUAAGUCCAUUCAAAUUAAUUUCACGCCGAGACAUUUUCCUACUCCAAGUAGAGAAUCGACUAAAGCAGAAGAAUUGGAGUGGUUAAAAAAGCAAACAGCUGCUAGAAGGGCUUCGGGAUUCGUGGAAGAAGAUCUAAGACCAGAAGAACAUGAUCCAGAAUGGUGUUUGCAAAAAGGAGAUAUAUUUAUGACGGAAUUUAAUUACAUUGGUGCCGUUUCCGCUUAUUCUCAUGGGAUAAAGCUGAGUCCCAAAAUGGCUAUAUUGUAUUUAAAUAGAUCUAAAGCACAUAUUAAAAUGAAAAAUUACCACAAGGCCCUUGAAGAUGCGUCAACUGCGUUGGAGCUGAUGGUGCCAGCUGUUGACGCAAACGUAUCUUGGCGAGCCGAGGCUUAUUACAACCGCGGAAAAGCGUUGGUCGAGCUGAACACCGCCCAUUUGGCCGUGGGCGAGCUCGAGUCUGCACUGAGGCUGGAGCCGGGCCGAGCCGACACUUACGGGCCGGAAUUGACCAGAGCCGUACGCUUAGCUCCUGAACACGAGGCGAUGUCGAAUAAAGGUCGGGAAUUGGACCUAAGCGAUGCCCCGACCGUUUGGUAUAAAUAAUGACCGAUAUUCGCGGUCGUUUAUAGUGGUGAACGGUAGACGUGUGUCACAUUUGGUUUGUGGUUUGCAUAUUAUCGUAUAUUCCUACGUUGUUCGGUUGAAAAAUCAUAGCAAUUUAUGUUUUAAAUUUGUGUAAUAUAGAUUUGCGUACGUUGUGAUCCAAGUACCCAUGAAAAAAUAUAUAAUAAUAACAUUUUCAACAGCAAAAUACAGAAGUAAAUUUUCAUCGAUUUUCCAAAAUGGUAAUUUUUUCUCAUUUUAUUUCCUUUAUGUAAAAGGUAUAAUUCGUGUUUUUAUAAUGAGUUAAGAAAUCAAUUUUACGAGUAAUAUUUCAAACGUAAUCAAUUUAUUAUACAACAUCAUAGUAUCUGGCCUCUGCUACCACCACGACUAAUCUAUUGUGUGUUUUUUUUUUAAUUGUACCUCAAUACGUUAAUAUAUUGGUCAUUGUUAACGAAUAAUUUUUGAUUUUUUUCCCGAUUUUUCUCUUUACUUAAUGCCCAUGC